Messenger RNA from Penicillium longicatenatum, 3675 nucleotides. RefSeq lists its product as uncharacterized. The record is from RefSeq and is a predicted model, not a curated record. Gene Ontology annotation, molecular function: ADP binding; protein binding. The coding region runs from base 1 to 3675 and encodes 1224 amino acids. The transcript is spliced from 3 exons. Lineage: Eukaryota; Fungi; Ascomycota; Eurotiomycetes; Eurotiales; Aspergillaceae.
AUGUCGGGACUGGAGGUUAUAGGCGGUAUUUCUGCUAUCAUUUCCAUCUUGGAUGCCUCCAAAAAGCUCUAUGACAAUGUCCAACGCGACAUCAAUUUACCCAAGACGUUCGAAGUGGUUGGGUAUCGGCUCCCAGUCAUUCGGCAUACCCUCGAGACAUGCGAAGCCAAACUCAAACUGAAAAUCAACUCGGUGCCUGAAAAUGUGUGUGAAGAAUUGGACAACUUGAUUUAUGCCUGUCAAACGAAAGCAAAAAACCUUGAAGAGAUUUUUGAGAAAGUCAUACCUGGGCCAAGCGAUACUCUUCACAAGCGAUAUUCCACGGCCCUCCGAAGACUCGGUAAAGGUACAGAGGUUGAGCAGCUCAUGAAAGCAAUCACUGAGGAUGUUCAGUUCGUUGUCAACCACCAUGCGGUCAUGUCUGCCGAUCAACGUCAGAAUACUGACCUCGACGAGGUUAUCAGAGAAAUAGAGUCUCUUCCAUCUUCGGCGCAAAUUGUCAAUAGCGGUGCAGGAACACAGAUAAACUGCAACAACAACGGGAGUGGAAAACAGCAGAUCCAUACUGGUUCUGGGAAUAUGUAUAUUGCUGAGACCCAGCAUAUCGUCUCUGUAAAGCAGGACGACUUCAGCUUUCGAGAGCCUGUUGGUCUCCUUCUCCGGAAAGCACCGUCAAAUGCCCCAGGACUAUUUGUCGGUCGCGGCUCCGAGCUUAGUGAAAUGGCAGAAUAUUUUAAGAACAACCCACAUCAGCCAUGCCUAGUCCUUGGUGGAAUGGGUGGUAUUGGCAAAACACAACUUGCUAUCACUUACGCAAUGUCAAACUCUGACUCUUAUGGGUCGGUGUUCUGGCUGAAUGCAGCGAACGAAGCCAUACUAAACAGCAAUUUCAGGGAGAUCGCCAGCAACAUCUUCAAACUUCAGAAUCUUGAAAAGGUCUCUAAUAGCAAUGAGACGAUUCAACGUGUGCAUAAUUGGCUAUCUGAUACGAAGAAUACAAGCUGGCUUAUGAUCUUUGAUAACUAUGAUGACGACUUUGAUGGACAGUUCGAUCUCAAUGACUAUUAUCCGCUUGCUUCUCAUGGUACAGUCAUAGUCACUACUCGAAGGCCAGACCUUGUUACGAGGAGUAAUCAUACUCUUGAGAUCAAGCCACUACAGAGAAUACAGGACAGCCUUGCAAUUCUCCAAAACCGAUCAAAAAGAUCAACAGUGCAAUCUGAUCCAUUUGCAAAGCGUCUCGUAGAGCGCCUCGGGGGUCUACCUCUUGCCUUGGCCACAGCCGGGACAUAUCUUCAUCGAAGUACUUUUAGCUUUGAGAAAUACUUGCAAGAAUACGAGAAGCGCUGGGAUAUCACCCCAAAAGUCUCUACCAAGCUCCAGGAUUACUGUGAGCGUACAUUAUAUACGACCUGGGAUCUUUCAUUUGCUCAUCUCAAAAUAGAAGACAAUGAAGCGGCAGAAAUGUUGAAAUUAUUGGCCUACUUUCACAACCAGGGAAUUUGGUAUCAGCUUUUCCAAGGUGGCUUGAGAGAAUCGUCUCCAGAGUGGAUCCGCGGCUUGGUUGCAGAUGGCGUGUCUUUUGAGAGAGUCAUGAUAUCUUUGACUGAUAAUUACUUUCUGGAAGUCGACUUGGAAUCAAAGUCAUGGAUCAUGCAUAGCUGUGUGCAUGACUGGACGCUCGCCGUGCUCAACAAAAAUAUUGAUCUUCAGUAUUAUUGGUUUGCUGUUAGCUGCGUUGAUGCAACGAUCAGGGGGGUUGAUAUAGCCUUUCAUGGCCAUACUACCUAUGCUCGCUCGGCUAGUCACGCGACGCGAUUAGUGAAGGUGCAACAACGCUUCAUCAAAAAUGACGUGAUCCAUCAUUAUAGCCUCAGUCAACUCGAACAGGUCUCACGUGUUGCAAACCUCCUGAGAGAGCACAUUCAACUCUCUGCAGCAGAGCAGAUGUUUAUCCAAUUACAGACUGGGUGCCAGGUGGCUUUAGGACCAGACCAUAUCUUAACGCUUGACACACUCAACAACUUCGGACUUCUGUAUCUUGCACAGGGAAAGCUGGACGAGGCUGAGCAGAUGCAUUUACAAGCGCGAGCUGGGUACGAGAAAUGCCUGGGACCAGCCCAUCCAUCAACCCUCAGCGCUGUCAUCAAUCUCGGGGCUUUAUAUCACAAUCAAGGCAAGCUGAAAAAAUCCGAGCAGACUUAUCUUCAAGCCCGAAAUCAGUGCGAGAAAGGGCCGGAGCACAGCGAAAUUCUAGCCUUUGAUAUUGCCAACAAUCUGGGAAAUUUAUAUCGUGCUCAAGGUAGGCUGAAUGAGGCCGAAAAGAUGUAUAGAGAGGCCAUAGGUGGAUAUGAGAAAGUUCUCAGACCGGAUCACACUUCAACCUUCGGCAACGCUAAUAAUCUUGGGCCACCAAGAAUAAACAAAAUCCCAAUUUUCCGUGUCAUGAACAAUCUUGGGGAGUUAUAUCGUGAUCAAGGCAGGCCAAAUGAGGCCGAGAAGAUGUAUCAACGUGCGCGGGCUGGGUAUGAAAAGGCGCUUGGACCAGAUCACAUCUUAACCCUAGACACCUUGAAAAACCUUGGGGGUCUUUAUCUUGACCAAGGUAGGCUGGACGAAGCCGAGCCGAUAUGGAGGCGGGCACGCAUUGGGUAUGAGGAAGUGCUAGGACCUAGCCACUUGUCAACCCUUGACGCCAUUGGUAAUCUCGGGCUCCUAUAUGACGACCAGGGUAAACCAGAUGAAGCCGAGAAAAGUUACAAACAGGCACUAGCUGGGUACACGAGACACUUCGGGCCGAAACCCCAACAUACUGCAGCCCUUGGCACAGCCAACAAUCUCGGAGGUCUUUACCUUGCUCAAAGAAAAUUGAACGAAGCAGAAGAGCUGUACAGAUAUGCUCUAGCUGGAAGGGAGAGCGUACUAGGACCCAAUAACAUAUUGACUCUCAACACCGUCAACAAUCUCGGGAAUCUCUAUCGCGCUAAGCGAGAACUGGAGGCAUGUGAGCAGAUGUACACACGGGCGCUGACUGGGUAUGAGAUAGCGCUGACACCGAACAAAAACCAUAAAUCAAUACUUCGCACUGUUCAUAACCUCGGAGCGUUAUAUUGCGAUCAAGGAAAGUUUGACAAGGCUGAAGAAAUGUACAAACGGGCGGUAGCUGGGCAUGAGGAGGAACUGGGACUAGAACAUAGCUUGACCCUCGACGCAAUCAAGCGUCUUGGAAAUCUAUAUUUUGGUCAGCGCAAAUGGAAGAAAGCCGAGCCUUUGUAUUUACAAGCGCAAGCUGGAUACGAGAAAAAUCUUGGACCAGACGAUAUCACAACGCUCAACGUUAUCAAAAACCUCGGGAGCGUUUAUAUUGGACAGCAAAGAUUGGUCGACGCUGAGCUUAUGUAUGCACGGGUGAUGGUUGGGUAUCAGAAGAUUUGGGGUGAAAAUCACGCUUCGACGCUGCAAAUCGUCAACUAUCUUGGAGUCCUUUGUGAAGCCCAAAAUAAGUUGGAUGAUGCCGAGAAAAUGUAUGCACUGGAGCUGGCCGGGUAUGAGAGGGAACAGCCACCCAACCAAACGUUGAUACUUGGCAUCGCCAAAACUCUGGGAGAUUUGUAUCACAGGCAAGGCAAGAUGGAUGAGGCCGAACGAAUGUAUGCACGGGUGAAGGAAGGCUGA